Molecule: messenger RNA, 2025 nt
Organism: Cladocopium goreaui
Lineage: Eukaryota; Dinophyceae; Suessiales; Symbiodiniaceae
Source: the annotation of a GenBank genome assembly
AUGAGCACCCACUCCAUACUGGUCAGCGCCAUUAGGAGUGCGGUUGCCAGCCUUAGGGCUAUUGCCAGCAGUCUUGAGGCUGCCUUGGACGGAGCUGAGGCCGUAUCCUCUGCCUUUGCUGGCCCUGAGGCCCCUGUGACAGUAGCCUCACUGGAAUUGGACUUAGAGGCAUCUGCUAUCUCUGCGUUUUCCGCUGGGGCCUCUUCUGGACCUUCAGCUUCCCGCGUUUCAAGCCACGACGAGAUUGCUCAGCUUCUUACUGCUGCCCCUCCUGCUUGUCACCAAAUCUGUGUCUCAAUGAUGGAGGCACCUACGGAAGUGUUUCGGAGCUUGGAGGAGGUCCGAACUCUCGACCAAGGGCCAGUCCCUACCUAUGUUGUGCAGCUCCCGGAGGUAGUAGAUGCGGCAACAGACUCGACUCUCCCUUCCAUGGAGGUUCUGGCUAUUCCUGUGCUCUCUCGGAGCUCUGGUGUUCUGAUGGCUCUGCCGGCCGACUCCCUUCCUCCAGAGGUGGCCUAUCCUGUGGAUCCUCCUCUGCCUCAGGCACUGAUAGGACCAGUCAAGGAGAUUUUGGUGACAGCCGCUGCGGACGACGAAGAAAGCCUGGAGAAACAUUUAGACUUGCAGCUUCAAUGUAUGCUGGUGGACUUCGAUGUUGCCAUCCUUCCCAAGCUACGGCGGUUAGACCCGGUCACCGAGGGGCCAGGGAUCCACUGUUUCUCGACAGGAGAUGUGGACAUUUUCCCUUCUUCCCAGGAGUUGUUGACCGCGACCUAUGCCUGGAUUCAAGAGGAGCAGGAAGGCAGGGUAGGCUACUACUCGGCUAUGGAGGAGCUUCCCCCAGAAAACCCCAGAGGAGUCCCGAAGCAAGCAACGGCCAAAGCCAAGCAGAAGGCAGCAGCAGCCCCAAAGAGAGUUUCCACUGCGACCCUCUCCCAACAGCUGGCUGUUCUAGCCGAGUCCAUUCCAGCCCUAUCUUCAUCAUUAGUCGAGAUGCAGAAGAGACAAGACAGCCUGGAACAGGCCCUGUCCCGUCGUCCGGCAGCCCCUCCCCCUGCUCCUCAUCGGUUGGAUUUUGGUCAGACAGGUCAGUCUCCCAAAAGGACCAUUCCCCCUCCUUCCAAGUUUCUCGCAGCGGUUGGUCCCCCCCCAAAGUUGAGGAGCCCUCAGAAGCCCCAGAAGGUGGAGGAGAUGCCAGAGGACGAGCCCCAGGGGCUUUUGGAGGAGUUGGAGGAUGUCCCACCCGAGGAGCAACAACAUACCGUGUCACAGAUGCUGGUGAAGCAGCAAGUGGCCCUCAACUCCCUUGUGGCUCAUCUUGCAAGUCAGGAUGGACUUCACGACCUAGGGGUAUCAGGAUCAGCCUCUUCAAGCAUCUCCCUGAAAGGUUCAGCCAAGCGAGAACGUUUGCUCUCAGACCUGGCCGCCAGGCGCAGCGACUUCUUCUUGAAGGUUGCACAGAACGCCCACAGGCGUCUCAAGCCCGCAGAAGCGGUGCCCCAAGCCCUCGAGGAGUUUCCCCAGAAGGCCCUCUUCACCAAGUACCUGGAACGACAGGGAGGAUACACAGGUUAUCAACGAGAGCAAGGGCUUACCAUGUGGCUGCUGGGUCACGUAGCAGAUCAGAUGCUGCUAGGAGAUGUGAAGGGCGCCCAGGAGAUGUUGGCCUUGGCGAUGGUAGCAAUAGAGCAGAGUGCUAUGGACAAUGGCAAGUGGGAGAUAGCAUGGGUGUUAGCACUUCAAGAAGAUCCCCCCCAUCAGCUCUUUGCUCACCGCCCCAUAGCAACGAACCCCAGGCUGAGGGCCUUCAGCCCCCUGUGCCCUGCCGACUGGGGAGCCAUAGCUCUUGCCUACGUCAAGGAGCUGGAUCUUCUCUCCAGCAGGAGACAGGAGGCUCUUCCCAAGAAGCAAGGUGGUGGGAGGCAGGAGGAGGAAGCAGCCGACCCUACAAAGAAGCCAAAGCAGCCCACGUUCCCCCGAAAGCCAAAAGCACAAGGAGGGCAGAGCUCAACAGAGACUGCAUGA